Lactuca sativa (garden lettuce) is the source of this 4591-nucleotide messenger RNA. The record is from RefSeq and is a predicted model, not a curated record. NCBI's taxonomy places the organism in Eukaryota, Viridiplantae, Streptophyta, Magnoliopsida, Asterales, Asteraceae.
CGUGGACCCAAUGUAGCAAGAGAUUGGAUGCCACACGGAAACUUGAAUCGUAUUGAACUGGUAAUUUAACGAUAUCCAAAGCCACCGCAACGAACCCACCAAUCCCGGCGAGCGGUGGUUCGUCGCCUUCCGCCACCGGCAUCCUUCGUCAUCACACGCUAAAUUACAAAAACACCCUUCUAAUAAAGUAAUGCAAACGGCAUGCUUAUUUAAAGGACCAUACGUGUCAAAAUACCAAUCAUUUUCUCCGCCGUUUCUCUCUCCUCCUCAUCGUGGAGUACUCAUCACGCCCAAAAGUAGACCCAGAAACACUACCACCAGUGGGAAGAGUUUUGUAAUUAGGGCAAUGCCUGAUUCUUCUUCUUCUUCGCCUGAAAUCGAUAACAAUGGCGCUUUGCGUAAGUUCAAACUGAACGAGUCAUCGUUUUUGGCUUCUCUCAUGCCGAAGAAAGAAAUCGGAGCCGACCGAUUCAUCGAAGCACAUCCGGAGUUCGACGGCCGUGGUGUUGUUAUUGCUAUAUUUGAUUCUGGUGUUGAUCCAGCUGCUGCUGGAUUACAGGUUACCUCAGAUGGGAAGCCAAAAGUUAUAGAUGUUAUUGAUUGUACUGGGAGUGGUGAUAUUGAUACAUCAACCGUUGUCAAGGCCGAUGCAAAUAAUUGCAUUCGUGGAGCAUCAGGGGCAUCUCUCAUUAUAAAUCCUUCUUGGAGUAAUCCUUCUGGAGACUGGCAUGUGGGAUAUAAACUAGUGUAUGAGCUUCUUACAGACACCCUCAUUACUCGUUUGAAGAAAGAAAGAAAGAAAAAAUGGGAUGAAAAGAAUCAAGAAACAAUAGCCGUAGCUGUGAAGCAACUUGAAGAGUUUGAAAAGAAGCAAACAAAAGUUGAUGAGUUGAUUUCAAAAAGGACUCGUGAAGACCUACAAGAUAGAGUUGAUUAUUUAAAGAAACAAUCAGAUAGCUAUGAAGACAAGGGCCCUGUUAUUGAUGCUGUUGUAUGGCAUGAUGGAAAAGUCUGGAGGGUUGCCCUUGACACACAAAGUCUCGAGGAUGAUCCAAAAUGUGGAAAACUUGCUGAUUUUGUCCCCCUAACCAAUUUUAAGAUUGAACGAAAGUACGGUGUAUUUAGCAAAUUAGACGCGUGUACUUUCGUGACCAAUGUUUACAAUGAAGGUAAUAUUUUGAGUAUAGUUACUGAUAGCUCGCCACAUGGCACUCAUGUAGCUGGCAUUGCAACCGCUUUCCAUCCACAGGAGCCAUUGUUGAAUGGAGUUGCCCCUGGAGCACAAGUAGUUUCAUGUAAAAUUGGAGACUCAAGAUUAGGUUCAAUGGAAACUGGAACUGGAUUAACACGUGCACUAAUUGCUGUUGUGGAACAUAAAUGUGAUCUUAUCAACAUGAGUUAUGGAGAGUCAACAAUGUUCCCAAAUUACGGGAGGUUUGUUGAGCUUGUUGAUGAGGUGGUGAAUAAGUACCGUGUAGUGUUUGUUAGCAGUGCUGGCAACAACGGGCCCGCACUGACAACCGUAGGUGCCCCUGGUGGGACCUCUACCAGUAUUAUAGGAGUUGGUGCUUAUGUGUCUCCUGCAAUGGCUGCUGGUGCGCAUGCUUUAGUUGAAGCUCCUCCUGAAGGGCUUGAGUACACAUGGUCUAGUCGUGGGCCCACUGCUGACGGGGAUUUAGGUGUGUAUGUGAGUGCUCCUGGUGGGGCUGUGGCCCCUGUGCCUACGUGGACUCUUCAAAGGCGUAUGCUUAUGAAUGGUACUUCCAUGUCUUCUCCUUGUGCAUGUGGUGGAGUUGCUCUUGUCAUCAGUGCCAUGAAGGCUGAAGGGAUUCGUGUGAGUCCGUAUAGUGUGAGGAAGGCUCUUGAGAAUACUUGUGCUCCGAUUGGUUGUUUGCCAGAAGAUAAACUAUCAAAUGGAGAAGGCCUUAUUCAAAUUGACAAGGCUUUUGAGUAUGCUAAAAAAGCAGCUGACUUGCCAUGCGUUUGGUAUAAGAUAACCAUUACUCAGGCAGGAAAAACAACAUCAACAUUGCGAGGCAUAUACCUAAGAGAGGCUAGCUAUUGCCAUCAGUCUACUGAGUGGACAGUGCAAGUUGAACCACAAUUCCAUGAAGGUGCAAGUAAUUUGGAACAAUUGGUUCCAUUUGAAGAGUGCAUUGAGUUACAUUCUACUGGAAAGGACAAGGAUGUGGUGAAGGCUCCAGAGUUUCUUCUUCUCACUUAUAAUGGUCGCAGCUUCAAUGUGGUUGUAGACCCUACAAAGCUUAGUGAUGGUUUACAUUAUUUUGAAGUGUACGGGAUAGACUGUAAAGCCCCAUGGCGGGGUCCACUUUUCCGUAUUCCAAUCACCAUCACAAAGCCAAAAAUUGUAACAGCUCGGCCUCCAUUAAUUACAUUUCCUGGAUUAUCUUUCCAGCCAGGCCAUAUUGUGCGCAAAUACAUCGAGGUCCCAUAUGGCGCCACCUGGGUGGAAGCAACCAUGCGUACAUCAGGGUUUGACACUUCUAGAAGAUUCUACAUAGACGUUGUGCAGCUCUCUCCACUAAGAAGGCCUAUAAAAUGGGAAAGUGUUGCAAUAUUCUCAUCUCCAUCCACAAAGAGUUUCACCUUUUCUGUAGAAGCUGGUCGGACAAUGGAGUUAGCAAUUGCUCAGUUCUGGUCAAGCGGAAUCGGAAGUCAAGAAACUGCUGUUGUGGAAUUUGAGAUUGCAUUCCAUGGUAUAAAUCUUAGCAGAAGUGAAGUAGUUCUUGAUGGAAGUGAAGCGCCUGUUAGAAUCGAAGCACAAGCUCUGUUAUCAUCUGAGAAACUUAUUCCAAUCGCAAAGCUAAACAAGAUUAGGGUUCCUUAUCGGCCUGUUGAUGCAAAAAUGAGUGCUCUUUCAGCAGAUAGAGAUAGAUUACCCAAUGGGAAACAGAUACUUGCAUUGACUUUGACUUAUAAGUUCAAGUUGGAAGAAGGAGCUGAUGUGAAACCACAGAUACCUUUACUUAACAACCGUAUCUAUGAUAACAAGUUUGAAUCACAGUUUUAUAUGAUUUCAGAUUCUAACAAGCGUGUGUACGCCAUGGGUGAUGUGUACCCGGAGUCGGCAAAACUGCCCAAGGGUGAAUACAGUUUGCAAUUGCACUUGAGGCAUGAGAAUGUGCAGUACUUGGAGAAAUUGAAGCAAUUAGUGUUGUUCAUUGAGAGAAAAUUGGACAAGGAGGCUGUGCAAUUGAGCUUUUAUACACAACCAGAUGGUCCAGUCAUGGGUAGUGGCAGCUUCAAGUCGUCGACUUUAGACCCUGGGUUUGUUUGUUUGUUAACCCAUGACUCUAUGUUUUCCUUUCCUUCUCUACAAAUUUCCCAUGUUAUAUAUAUAUAUAUAUAUAUAUAUAUAUAUAUAUAUAUAUAUAUAUAUAUAUAUAUAUAUAUAUAUAUAUAUAUAUAUAUAUGGGGUUUAUGUUGUAGGUCAAAAGAAGCAUUUUAUGUAGGGCCUCCGACUAAGGACAAGAUUCCAAAGAACUCUGGGGAAGGAUCUGUACUGGUUGGUGCAAUUUCAUAUGGAAAGCCUUCAGCUGAGGUUACAGACCAAGGAAAUGACCCUGAAAAGAAUCCUGUAUCAUAUCAGAUAUCUUAUCAAGUUCCCCCAACUAAGGUUGAUGAGGAUAAGGGAAAGAGUUCUAAUUCUAGCAAGGCAUCAACAAAAAGUGUCUCGGACCGUUUAGAGGAAGAGGUGCGUGACACGAAGAUAAAGGUUCUUGGAAGUCUGAAACAAGGUACAGAAGAUGAACGGGCAGAAUGGAAAAAGUUAUCCGUGUCACUCAAGGCGGAGUAUCCAAAAUAUACUCCAUUACUGGCGAAAAUAUUGGAGGGAUUGGUUUCCCAAGAAGUGGAAGAUAAAAUACAUCAUUAUGAAGAGAUAAUUGGUGCAGCGAAUGAAGUAGUUGAGAGUAUUGACAGAGAUGAAUUGGCACGAUUGCUUUCCAUGAAAGGUGACCCUGAAGAGGAAGAAUUUGAGAAAACGAGGAAGAAGAUGGAGAGUCGAGUUGAACAGCUGGUUGAAGCACUGUACCAGAAAGGUUUAGCUUUAGUGGAACUUGCAUCCCUCAAGCAGGGUGAGAUGGCGGCUUUGGCUGCAAACUUAGGUGCAGAAGUCGUGGACAAGCCUACUACUACUACUACGACUACUGAUGGAGAUCUGUUUGAAGAGACUUUUAAAGAGUUGCAGAAAUGGGCGGACAAAAAAUCACCUAAAUAUAAAACCCUUGUCAUAAUACGGGAAAGGCAUAGUGGAAGGCUUGGCACUGCACUCAAGGUGAUUGGUGAGAUGAUGGAAGAAGAAGGUGAUCCCCCGCAAAAGAAGGUUUAUGAAGAAAGAAUAUGUUUGCUUGAUGAGAUUGGGUGGGGCCAUCUCGUGACAUACGAGAAACAAUGGAUGCUCGUUCGCUUCCCACCAAACUUACCCCUUUUCUAAUUCUACCCUCCUCUCUCCUCUCUCCACUACUACUACUACUAUUAGUAGAUGAUGAUGAUGAUGAUAUAUGUGCUUGCCAACUUUCUUUCAUACGAAUUUGACAAUUUAAUAAAUAAAUGCAUGCGCAUAUGUAUA